CUCUCUCCAACCGCCAUGACGUUGUACUCCAUGAAGAGAAGGAAACAACACGCUGACCAACUAACCAUCAUCGGCCUCCUUAUAGCCAACUUCCUGCGUCGCCGCUACCUCCACCGUCUUCUCGUUUCCGCCGUUUCCGGCUGCUUCCUGCUUCUCUUUGCCAUCUUCUCCCUGCUCGCGCCCUCCCCCAUGCAUCACCUUUCUUCGUUUAAUGGCAAAGUCGGGUCUCCAUUGAAGUCCCAUCGGGGUUCGGUGCUUCAUGUUCCAGCAAAUGGAGGUAGUUUAGGUCGUGAUUUAUGGAGUUCGACUCGUUCGCACCUUUACUAUGGCUGCAGCAAUGCCAGCGACAUAUUUUUAAAUUCUAAUAUCAAAACGAAUCCAAGUCGAUACUUGUUGAUUGCCACCAGUGGAGGAUUGAAUCAACAAAGAACAGGGAUUAUAGAUGCAGUUGUAGCAGCAUAUCUUUUGAAUGCUACGCUUGUUGUUCCCACACUCGAUCAGCAAUCCUUCUGGAAAGACACAAGCAACUUCGCAGAAAUAUUUGAUGUGGACUGGUUCAUAUCUUUCCUUUGGAAUGAUGUUAGAAUUAUUAAACAGCUUUCAAAUGAGGGAGGGAAAUCUGUGAUUCCGUAUUCAAUCCGUGUUCCAAGGAAAUGCACUCCUGAGUGCUAUGAAGAUCGUGUUUUACCUCAUCUUGUCAAGAGGCACGUUGUUCAGCUCACGAAGUUUGACUACAGACUUUCUAAUAGGUUGGAUGCAGAUCUUCAAAGGCUGAGGUGCCGUGUGAACUACCAUGCUCUUAAAUUUACCGAAUCUAUACGAGGAAUGGGUAGAUUAUUAGUUGAGCGUAUGAGAAUGAAAAGCAAGCAUUUUGUUGCUCUGCAUUUGAGGUAUGAACCCGACAUGCUUGCAUUCUCCGGAUGCUAUUAUGGCGGAGGGGAGAGGGAGAGAAGAGAACUUGGAGAAAUUCGGAAGCGAUGGAAAAGUUUACAUUCACAGGCAAGUAACCCUGACAAAGUACGAAGGCACGGAAGAUGCCCGCUUACCCCUGAGGAAGUGGGUCUUAUGCUGAGAGCAUUAGGCUUUGGAAGCGAUGUGCACUUGUACGUGGCAUCUGGAGAUGUAUAUGGAGGUGAGGAAACAUUAGCGCCGCUCAAGGCUCUUUUCCCGAACUUCCAUUCCAAGGAGACCUUACUUGGCAAGCAAGAGUUGGCACCAUUUGCGCCGUUUUCUUCUCGCAUGGCAGCAAUUGAUUUCAUAGUUUGUGAUGAAAGCGACGUUUUUGUCACCAAUAACAACGGUAACAUGGCUAAAAUGCUGGCUGGAAGGAGGAGAUACUUGGGCCACAAACCUACCAUUCGGCCAAAUGCUAAGAAGUUGUACCGGUUGUUUAUGAACAAGAACAUCAUGACUUGGGAGGAAUUCGCAUCCCGGGUUCGAACUUACCAGGUCGGAUUCAUGGGAGAGCCAAAUGAGUUAAAUCCUGGCACGGGUGAGUUUCAUGAAAAUCCUUCAACUUGCAUAUGCCAAGACGCUGAGGCAAAGGCUGGGUACGUUCCCUAUCGUGGAAAGCAAGCUCGUGAGAGUUUUGAAGGUAGUGAGAUGGAUGAUAAAAAUGCGGAUAUUGGUGAUAUGAAAGAAGAGUAUCUGUUUACUGAGGAGGAGUGAUCUAAUCUGUAAUGUGGAGUAUUUGGACAAGUGAGGUCAGAUUCAUCUCCUAAAAGGAUAUAGAACAAAUUCAGUUCCUGUUUUAGAAGAAUUCUUUUCAGAUUCAGAUUGGCAGGAAGAGAAAGUCUGGUUCAUUCAGCACCCAUUUCUAACGCGGCAUUCGUCUCCAGGGACGGGAUUUUUAGUUAGAAGAUUUUGAUUUGAAGGGGACGUGCUUGGAAUAUUCGGUGAAUAGAGAUUGAGAAAUGUGGACAAGAAUGGGCCUUGAAUUUUAAGCCUGUUGUGAUAUAGCCUUAAUGAAUAAAGAGCAAUAUUUAAGUCAUCCGUCUACAGAACCAUUUUUAACGGAAAAAUGAAUGCAGAGCUUGCGUAGCAUAGGCCAUUA
Messenger RNA from Neltuma alba, 2053 nucleotides. RefSeq names its product protein ROOT HAIR SPECIFIC 17-like. The coding region runs from base 16 to 1668 and encodes 550 amino acids. The record is from RefSeq and is a predicted model, not a curated record. Lineage: Eukaryota; Viridiplantae; Streptophyta; Magnoliopsida; Fabales; Fabaceae. The transcript has 10 exons.